UAGUAAUCGCUGUUUAAACUCUAAAGUAGUGAUGAGAAGUGUCUGAUCACACGUAAGGUGAAUGGCCAAUUUUAAAAAAGUAUAGCAUGUUGCUGCCUAUGAAAAAGUGAAAUUAUAUUCAUACGUAUAAAAUGUAUUUGUUUCGAUGAUACCAAAAAUAUUUUAACAUAUACAAUUAUCCAUGAAAAAUUAAUGAAGUGAUAAUGUCAUUGAGAGUUUCAUGGAUCACACGAAGUAGACGAUGCUACUUCUAUUGUCGACACAUUUGUUGACGAUCUUGGGGGUUUUAACCCUCUGGGGACCUAUCUAUAUCACAAAGGGUUCACCCGAAAUCCAAAGGAAGACGGUAACUCUGCCUGGAGAUAUAAUGAUUGGUGCUCUUUUCUCUGUUCACUUUGCUCCUGGUCCAAAACAAGCGCAGACAAGAACUUGUGGAGAAGUUAGAGAACAAUAUGGAAUCCAACGCGUGGAAUCGGCUUUCCAAACUGUAGAUGAAAUUAAUAGAAACAGUUCUAUUUUGCCUAACAUUACUUUAGGUAUCGAAAUUCGUGAUUCUUGCUGGUAUUCGCCUAUUGCUCUUGAACAAAGUAUAGAAUUUAUCAGAGAUAAUAUAGCUAUGAUUGAUGACGCUGCCCUUAAUGCAAGUGCUAUCGCUGAAGGAGAAAUUUUGUGCCCAAGACCUCCAAAACUUGCCAAAAACUUAGUCGGAGUGAUAGGUCCCGGUUCAAGUACAGUGACCAUUCAAGUGCAAAAUCUUUUACAACUGUUUAACAUACCACAAAUAGGUUAUUCUGCUACUAGUCAAGAUCUAAGUGAUAAAAGCUUUUACAAAUAUUUUCUACGUGUCGUUCCGUCUGAUUUUCACCAAGCAAAAGUAUUAGUAGACAUAGUCAGAAGACACAACUGGACGUAUGUUUCAGCGGUACAUACAGAUGGAAGUUAUGGCGUAAGUGGAAUAGAGGUAUUCAUUAAACUUGCUCAGGAUGCUGGAAUCUGCAUUGCAACAACGGAUUCUGUUCUCAGUAAUGCCGAAGACAAAGCUUUUGAUGCGAUUAUACGGAAUUUGCAAAAAUAUCCAAAUGCUCACGUUGUGAUAUGCUUUUGUGAAGGGAUGACUGUCAAAGGUAUUUUGCGUGCAGCCAAACGGCUAAAUGCAAGUGGACAAUUUCUAUUUAUUGGAAG
Molecule: messenger RNA, 1182 nt
Organism: Centruroides sculpturatus (bark scorpion)
Lineage: Eukaryota; Metazoa; Arthropoda; Arachnida; Scorpiones; Buthidae
Product: metabotropic glutamate receptor 1-like
Exons: 3
Biological process (GO): G protein-coupled glutamate receptor signaling pathway; regulation of synaptic transmission, glutamatergic
Cellular component (GO): postsynaptic density membrane
Molecular function (GO): G protein-coupled receptor activity involved in regulation of postsynaptic membrane potential; adenylate cyclase inhibiting G protein-coupled glutamate receptor activity
Source: RefSeq, a predicted model, not a curated record